Molecule: messenger RNA, 1048 nt
Organism: Saprolegnia diclina VS20
Lineage: Eukaryota; Oomycota; Saprolegniomycetes; Saprolegniales; Saprolegniaceae
Exons: 1
Coding region: 1-1011 (336 amino acids)
Source: RefSeq, a predicted model, not a curated record
AUGCCUCUGGUCGUACCAAGACGGUUGCAGCGCGGGUCCGUGGUCCGGGUCGUCGCGCCAUCUCAACACGCCGCCAUCCUCAGCCAAGCGACAAUCACGAGUGCGAACGCGGCGUUGGCGGCACUCGGGGUCACGCUCACGUUUGGCGACCACAUUUUCGCCUCAGACCCGUGUCAGCGCCACUCGUCCUCGAUCGCUGACCGCGUCGCCGACCUGCAUGCUGCGUUCCUUGACGAAACUGUCGACGGCAUUCUCACGGUCAUUGGUGGCUACAACGCCAACCAGCUCCUAAGUGCGCUCGAUUACGACCUCAUUCGGUCCCAUCCCAAGGUGUUUUGCGGCUACUCGGACAUUACGGCGCUCAUCAAUGCGUUCUUGGCGAAAGCCCACCUCGUCACGUUCAGCGGACCGCACUAUUCGACCUUUGGCAUGUCGCACGGCCUCGAGUUUACCAUUCAAGAGUUUGUGCGCGUUUUAAUGUCGACCGCACCGGGAAUUGAAGUCGCGACGGCGCCGAGCCCAAUGUGGCGCAACGACCUCUGGUUUCUCGACCCGACACCCAAAUUUGAGUUUGAAAACACCGCCGGCUUUGAGGUUGUCCGCAGCGGCGUCGGGCGCGGCACGAUUCUGGGCGGCAACCUCAAUGUGCUCGGCUUGCUUCGAGGCACACCGUACUUUCCGUUGCAGUUUCCCGACGUCGUCCUCUUCCUUGAAUGCACGGGCGAGAACGACGUCGCGACCUUUGACCAGCUCGUGCAAGCCCUUUUGCACAUGCCUGGCUUUGCCGCAACGCUUCGAGGCAUCGUGGUCGGUCGCUUCGAGCUCAACUCCAAGAUGGGUGCAAAGGAAGUCGAGGCGAUCUUUCGCAUCAAAAACGAGCUGCCAUCGACGCUGCCCAUUGUCUACGGCGUCGACUUUGGCCAUACGACGCCCCACACGCUGAUCCCGAUCGGAGGGUCCUGCACGCUGGACACGCGAGGCGACGCGCCGUACCUGGGCAUUGCGUGGUAGAUGGCUUGUCUAAAUAGAUGAACAUGUGCUGGCGUGA